Molecule: messenger RNA, 1347 nt
Organism: Aplosporella prunicola CBS 121167
Lineage: Eukaryota; Fungi; Ascomycota; Dothideomycetes; Botryosphaeriales; Aplosporellaceae
Exons: 1
Source: RefSeq, a predicted model, not a curated record
CAUCUUCUCAUCCCAGCAACUAGCAGCGGCUUGUACCUUUGUCGCCUGCUAUUAUCGGCAGCAAUUCUGAACUACCCGACUCCUGUCUUGAUAAACUGGGAAGGGAAAGGUGAAUUCGACGCCAGCAUAUCGCAUCUGGCCAAAGUCAGAGGACUGGCGAAGCAUCUGGAUUCCUUCCCGCCAGAAAGAGAUCAAGAUCUCGUCCUCAUCAUCGACGGCUUCGACGUCUGGCUGCAGCUACGACCGGAGGUCAUGAUCCAGAGGUACUAUGCCACAAUCCACGAGCACAAGGAAAGACUGGAGGCAAGAUUUGGACGAGAAGCUAUCGAAAAACACAAUUUCAAAGACACCCUCAUCUUCGGAUCGGACAAGACCUGCUGGCCUCCAGACUGGUGGCGCCCCGCAUGCUGGGCGGUUCCCGAAUCGACAAUACCGCUCAACGCCUUAGGCCCCAAGACGGACGUCGCAAUUGAUGGCCACACCUUCAUGCACGUACGUCCUCGCUGGCUCAACUCAGGCACCGUCAUUGGGCCUGUAAAGGAUAUGCGGCGGAUGAUGAACGCGACCUUGGACUUUAUCUCCAAAACGUACAAAGAAGACCAUGGGGCCAAGAACUCGGACCAGAUGUACAUGGCAGACUUGUGGGGCAUACAAGAAUAUGCGCGCUCCUUGAAGGAUCUCGACGAUUCUGCCUUGAGCAGGGGACCGCUUGAUAGAAGGAUACCCGAGCUGCCCGCUGGACAGGAAACAGAGUAUCACAUUUCCGUGGACUACGAGUCGAAAAUGUUCCAGACAAACGCGGGUAUGAAGGAUUUCACCGCGUGGAUGAAGCAUGAUCUCGACGACUGGUCUGCGCCUGGUGAGCAACAGGUAGCUUUCCAGCCAUACAACGUGCGACUCCAAGCAGACGUUGCGAACUCCCGCGGACCAUUUGCCGCCGGUAAGAUGGGAAAAGCUGAAGAUAACCGCCUUCCAGUCAACAUGUCAUGGAAGGACGUGCCACUUGGAUUCAACAGCAUCACUGACCAAAUAUUCCCGUUAUUGCACAUGACUGGAAAUAAGGCAUACAUCGACCUCUGGUGGAACAGGCUAUGGUUCCAUCCUCAUUCGGAAGAAUUGCUCAAAGCCUCGAAAGCGAUGCCAAAGGGGCCAGUGGUCAAGACAGAGGAUGGACGGUCAUGGUUGAUGGCCGAAGAACCAGGGGCCAAGAUGGCCCUAGAAAAGGCAUCCAAUGGUGAGGAUGGUAAAGGCGGCGUGUGGAGUGAUCAAGGGCAGUGGCUUGCGUGGAACAAGCUGUGCUCGGCGGUUGAUCAGGACCAAUUGUUUCUCAAAGAGGCUAGCGGUUAG